GGUUAGGCGGCAUGUUUGUUCUCGCUGCUUUCCUGCCUUGGUUGUUUUCUUCUCAUCAUCACCACCACACCACACCACCUUCCCUCCCGCUUCUCAGCUCGAGCCAUCCCCUCGGUUCACAGUUUGGCAGUGCCAAAACUGUCGUAAGCCCGGGCGCCUGUCCACCCCAGUCACUCCUUUUCAGUUGCGCAACCAGCGUCACGCUUGUGCAUGCGCUUCGCUCAUCCAGGCUGUUUUGGUACCGCGCAUUGAGGACGUUCAUUUGUGGUUGACAGUUGCACCUGUCCUUUCCCCCAGACGAGUUGAUUCCCGACCGACACGGCAAUUGAGUAGCCCCGAUUUCGCGUGGGCUUUAUUGCAUCCCAGCAGCUACCAUCACCAACUUUCCUGGAGCUGCUUUUACUUCAAACCUCGAGGUAUCUGCGAUUGGGACUUCCGCCGCGCGAUCGAUUUCUCUGGGUCCGGCUCCGUUGCGCUCGAAACCAUCCCUUCGUCGCUAGUUUGCGCCCACCUUCAGGCACCCGGUCAACCUGACUCGGAUUAAUCACUCCGCCCUCAUCUCACUCUCUGGUCCCGGAGCUCCCCGCUGGCAUCUCGUCAUCUAAUCUCAAAUCUGGGGAGCAAAGCUGCAAAAGAGGCAACAUGCCUCCAAAAUCUGCCAAGAAGCAACCUCUGACGUUUGCCCAAUUGGCGGCCUACGAUGACAUACUGACAGAUGCGCUGGUCGACCACACGUUCUACUGGACGACGAUUCCAAAGAACCGACCAUCGUAUCAUGCCUCCCGCGGAGUCAAGCAAGAUGAAGUCACCAAGAUAGUGAAGGACCAUGUAAUUCUCCAGCCAAACGUCAAGCUGGCCGAGGAGAAGAUGCUGGCCACGGACGGGCUAAAACGGUUCUGCAAUGGACUUAAAACGCCCAAGGAAAAGGACGACUUUCGCGCGCACCUACGCCGUUACCUUUCCAUCUACCUACCCGAUUGCCCUUUCGAGGUUAACUCGACCAACCGAUACACCAUCUUCACGCACGAGGCCAGUGUCACCGCGCGACGCCCGAUCAGGAAGAACGAGAUUAUUAAGGCCUUGUGCGGAAUUCAAGUCGUAAUCUCGCCUGCGGAGGAAGCCGAAAUCGCCAAGCGCAAGAAGGACUUCUCGAUUGUGAUUAGCUCGCGUAGCAAAAGCACGAGCCUGUUCAUGGGCCCUGCACGCUUCGCGAACCACGACUGCGGUGCCAACGCCAGGCUGAAGACGGCUGACCAGUCCAUCAUGGAGGUCCAGGCGCUUCGAAACAUCGAAGUGGGCGAAGAAAUAACGGUCACGUACGGCGAUAAUUACUUUGGAGAGGAUAAUUGCGAAUGUCUGUGCAGGACGUGCGAACUCGGCAGGGUGAAUGGUUGGGCAGGUGACGAGGGCGAUGGAAAUGGCGGCUUUGAGAAGAGCAUCGAGGAGGAUCAGGGCACUCCCGCAGGGUAUUCACUACGGCGGAGAAGGCGCGACGGCAGCACCAGCCGCGCAAUGUCUAGGGAUUCAUCAGUCACGCCCGACCUGCGACCGCGAAUUCGGAAGACACGGUCCAAGGCGCAGCUGAAUACCUCGGACAGGGCUUCCACCGUUGACUCGGAGGCGUCUGGGAACCAGACUGCGAAACGGAAACGCGAACUGGAUACACUGGCCAGUCCACCAUUCACGCCGGCGAAGAGACAAAAGAUCGCGAGCGGGCUUUCCGAGAUGAUGACGGCAGAUUUGCUACCUCCUGCGAGCAUGAGCACUCCCCCGGAGAGCUCAGUCGGACAGCUCAGCAGACAGUCAUCCGUGUUCGAGAGAGGAACGUCGGAACAACUUGUUGAAUCAUCCGACGUCACAACACCAGAGCAUGACAGCUCCGAAUCGAGCACACCCCCUCCAAAGUCAGAUGUGGACGAGGAUGGUUCGCAGCCAGUGGCCCCGGCAUUGGCGGCAACUAGAGAUGGUAGCCAAGGGCUUAUACAAAAACCUUCGUUGAAGGGUAUCUCUUGUGCAGGAACCAGCACGACUACUCUAAGCUCAUCGCGGGCAGUGGAGCUUUAUUCACCGUCGGAUGUGAUGCUCAUGCCACAAUCGAGACCCAGCACUCGAGAAAAAUUAACUAGGUCGCAGGUUGCCGACGAAUCUGCCGACGCGACCGUUGUAAAGGCUGAGGUGUCUGAAACAAGUACCAUCACGGUCGUCAACAGUGUCGAAGGCGAUUCUACCUCGGUCAUUGCUGGUGAGGUAGCACGAAUUUCGGGUAAGAUUGCCUCGUCUUCCGAGACAGACACCAAAUCAGAGUCCUCCACCGCAAGUCCAUGCGAUACGACUUUGGACAGCGGGGCAAUUUCCAGGUCCAAGAAGGCUAGGCAAGACGACAAAGACGAACCUUCUCAACGAGGGCAAAGCAAGAAACGUAUGCCGGGCGACUACACACUGACACCUGUCCUUCUGUCGGAGCCAAUGACGGCUUGGGUGCACUGCUCCAACUGCGCGACGGCUUUUGUGCAGCGCGAUGCGUAUUACACGCGGGCAAACUGUCCACGCUGCGAACGCCACAGUAUUUUGUACGGUUACGUGUGGCCCAAGACGGAACCCGAGGGGUCUGACGAUGACGAGGAGCGCGUUCUCGACCACCGAACAGUCCAUCGUUUCUUGGACCCCGAGGACGAAGCCAAGGUGCGGGGGAGAAAGCUUAGUGCGUGGCUUGUCAACAAGAAGCUCGCCGAAGCCAAAGCGGCCGAGGUUGCUGAGGCGGCAAAGAACAAGAAGAAGCAGCCGUCAAAGGUUGUCAAGAAGGUGGCGUCAAAGACGACAAUUACAGCUGCGACAAAGGUCAAGAAGGCGGCAUCAACGGCUUCUGUGUUUGGCAGGGUCACCAAGGCGGGUUCUGGCGUUUCUGAAGGCCUCAAGACCAGCAAGACGAGUCCUGUAACUCUAUCAAAGAAGUCGGCCAAUUCAGAGGUCGACCAUGGAGAGGCUGUUGGCGAUUCCAUCACAUCAUCGGCCUCAUCCGCAGCGGACAGCGCCGACUGUACGACUCAGAUGGCUAUAGCGCAACAGCUCGGGGCAUACGUCGACACUAAGUUUGGCCUUGAUGACGAAGGAAUGUCUGAUCAGGGAGAUGUUGAUCAUUGUGCUAAGGGCAAGAUCGACGAGCGCAAGCAGUCUUCAGUUCUUCAGCAGAGGCGACUAUCGUUGGAUUCUGCUGGCAACAGGCGGCGCAGCGGCCGGGCUUGUAAGGCUUCAGCCAAGGCCACUGCUGCUGCUGCAUUAGCUACUGUCGGGUCUGAUUGAGGGAGAGUUUUCUUGGGGUGCCCUCCUGGUUGUUGGUAAUGGUUUGGGGAAUAAAUUCAUCCAUAUGGCUGUGUAUACUAGCGUUAGCGUUUUGAUCUUUGAGUGGUUUUAUAGCUGGUUUCAUCACAGCAUAAUUUUUCUUCAAGUGGCCUGUCGGAAGGAUGGGUUUCGUAUCAGAGUGAUAUUGGAUGGACGGACGGACUGGUGGAAUCUGAGGUGAAGACGUGAUGGGUGGCUAAUGUGACGCUGCGUCUUUAGUGGAUUAGAUUUGCUGCAUCAUCACGGGCUGAGAAUACCAUGGGAGUGGAAUUGUUUACCACCUCUAGGAACGUCACAAUGAUAACAAGACUCAAUUUUUGGAAUCCAAUCAAAUCUCCCGC
Pyricularia oryzae 70-15 is the source of this 3680-nucleotide messenger RNA. RefSeq names its product histone-lysine N-methyltransferase SET9. The record is from RefSeq and is a predicted model, not a curated record. Gene Ontology annotation, molecular function: protein binding; histone H4K20 methyltransferase activity. The transcript is spliced from 2 exons. Gene Ontology annotation, cellular component: nucleus. Lineage: Eukaryota; Fungi; Ascomycota; Sordariomycetes; Magnaporthales; Pyriculariaceae. Bases 643 to 3300 code for a protein of 885 amino acids.